AUGGCGGAUGUAACGGUGCCGGUAACGAAGCGACAACGAACAGCGCAAGGCGGAGGCGCAAUCUUGCCUCCAGCGCCUCCUCCACCACAGCAGGAUGUACACACAACAAGAAAUGUACUUUCGGAACCGCCUGCUUCGCCACCCCCACCACCUCCGCCAGACAUGGCUUUCGAUCAGGCUCAGAACAGUGACAUCGUGCCCCCACCACCUCCAUCGAGCAUGCCCCCACCACCUCCCCCCGACCAAGCGUUCGACGACCAAGAAGACGACGCUGACGUUCAGGAUGCUGCAUACUGGACGCGUUUGGCACAGUCUUCUUCUUCGGCGGUCGCCACUUCUUCUGAACCUUCAUCAUAUGUAGCUACUCUAUCGAAUGACAGGAACGGCGCCGCAGUAGCAAAGAAAGGCAAGUCCGCCUUGUACCUUGAUACGAUCAACCGUGCGGUACUUGAUUUCGAUUUCGAAAAGCUCUGCUCGGUCUCGCUGUCGAACAUCAACGUUUAUGCAUGCCUCGUCUGCGGGCGCUACUUCCAAGGGCGUGGACGUAAUUCGUACGCCUACUUGCAUAGCAUUGACGACUCGCAUCAUGUGUUUAUGAACCUCGCUACGGCUCAGACAUAUAUCUUGCCAGACAACUACGCGGUCCCAGAGGAGAACCAAGCCGCAUUGCACGACAUCAAAUACCUCCUGAACCCUACUUUCACUCCCAAGACAAUUCAUGCCAUCGAAGCGCGCCCGGCAUAUGAUCUAAACGGAGACCAGUAUUACCCAGGAUUCGUAGGACUGAACAAUGUGGGUAAGAACGAUUAUGUCAAUGCGGUGAUUCAGGCACUGGUGCACGUUCCUAUGAUACGGGACUACUUUUUAUUGGGAAAGGAGGUUGAGGGAGAAGUUGGAGAAAAGAGCGAGUUGGUCAAGCGGUUUGGAAGUCUAGUGCGAAAAGUGUGGAACCCUCGAGCUUUCAAGGCACAAGUUUCACCACAUGAAUUCCUGCAACAGGUGGCAGUGGUUUCGGGGAAUCGGUUCAGAAUCACGCACCAGUCGGAUCCGGUCGAGUUUUUGGGCUGGCUGUUGAAUUGCUUGCAUGCUGAUCUGACGCGAGGGGGCAAGAAUGGUGGCAAGAGGAAAAGGGGUGUUGGUGCUGGUGGAGAGAGCGUUAUCAGUCGCUGCUUUCAAGGUGUUGUGCAGGUAGAAUCGCAGCCGCUGUCUCGGUCCGACGAGACUGAAGCAGCCAGUUCAGCUUCGACAGUAGCUGCCGAGGCCGAGGGCAUGCUGAAGGAGGCCACCAUUUCGGGGGAACAGGUGGACGAAAGUGGACGUGCACGAUUCGACCCUUCUGUGCCAGUCGAUAGACGCGAUUCGCCCUUCUUUCUAUUAGCGAUGGAUCUUCCACCACCAGCUCCAGUGAUCAGCUCGGAAGAAGGAGAGAAUCUUGUUCCGCAGAUCACCAUUGGACAGGUGCUUUCCAGGUACGAUGGGCAAAGUCUGCAUGCGUCCAACGCCAAACUCACCCGCUACACGCUACGUCGUCUACCGCCAUACCUCAUCAUUCACUUCCGUCGUUUCACCAAAAACAGCCUGGGUCAGGAAGAACGUAAUCCCACGCUGGUCAAUUUUCCCAUUAAAGGUCUGGACGUCACCAAGCACGUUGCACUUUGCCGUGAUACACAGCAGCAGCUCUCAUCGCCAGACGCCGAUUCAAAGCUAUCAGAGAUCUACGAUCUCGUCGCCAACGUCGUUUACGACGCUGUACCAGGUACAGUGCGUCAAGGCGCCAGCUGGAAGUGUCAGGUACACACUAAGGGCACAGCGACGCCGGAGAAGCAAGCAGAAAAGUGGUUCGCCAUCCAAGACUUGCUCGUCGAAGAGGUCAAUCGCCAAAUGAUCUUCUUGGGCGAAAGCUAUUUGCAGAUCUGGCAGAAACGCUGA
This is a messenger RNA of Mycosarcoma maydis (corn smut), 1929 nucleotides long. Its product is annotated as mRNA splicing protein SAD1. The transcript has a single exon. The record is from RefSeq and is a predicted model, not a curated record. Bases 1 to 1929 code for a protein of 642 amino acids. NCBI's taxonomy places the organism in Eukaryota, Fungi, Basidiomycota, Ustilaginomycetes, Ustilaginales. Gene Ontology annotation, biological process: protein deubiquitination; mRNA processing; spliceosomal complex assembly. Gene Ontology annotation, molecular function: cysteine-type deubiquitinase activity; zinc ion binding.